This is a messenger RNA of Nothoprocta perdicaria, 2389 nucleotides long. RefSeq names its product FK506 binding protein 5 (gene FKBP5). The transcript has 11 exons. The record is from RefSeq and is a predicted model, not a curated record. Gene Ontology annotation, molecular function: protein binding; peptidyl-prolyl cis-trans isomerase activity. The coding region runs from base 42 to 1415 and encodes 457 amino acids. NCBI's taxonomy places the organism in Eukaryota, Metazoa, Chordata, Aves, Tinamiformes, Tinamidae.
CGCGGGCGGCAGCGGCAGCGUGCUGCGGAUGAGAGGAGGCCAUGACCACCGAUGARGCCACCAGGAGCGAAGGGGAGGUGCAGGCGGCGGCGCUGGCCGAGCGYGGGGAGGACAUCACGCCUGCCCAAGACCGGGGCGUCCUCAAGGUUAUUAAAAGGCCUGGCCAUGAGGAUGAGUGUCCCAUGAUUGGGGACAAGGUUUAUGUUCACUACAAAGGAAAACUGGCCAAUGGCAAGAAAUUCGACUCCAGCCGUGACAGGAAUGAGCCAUUUGUCUUCAGCCUGGGCAAAGGCCAGGUAAUCAAGGCGUGGGACAUCGGGGUGGCCACCAUGAAGAAGGGAGAGAUCUGCUACUUGCUGUGCAGACCGGAAUAUGCCUACGGCUCCGCUGGCAGCGCCCCCAAAAUCCCCUCCAACGCAACGCUCUUUUUCGAGGUUGAGUUGCUUGAUUUCAAAGGUGAAGACUUAUUUGAGGACGGAGGGAUAAUUCGGAGAAUCAAGAAGAAGGGAGAAGGUUAUUCCAACCCAAAUGAAGGCGCUACGGUAGAAAUUCACCUGGAGGGAUUCUGCGGCGGCACCAGGUUCGACUGCAAAGACGUGAAGUUUGUCGUGGGCGAAGGGGAGGACCACGAUAUCCCCAUCGGGAUAGACAAGGCUCUGGAGAAGAUGCAGCGGGGCGAGCACUGYGUCCUCUACCUGGCGCCCCGCUACGGCUUCGGUGAGGCGGGGAAGGCCAAGUUCGGCAUCCAGGCCAACGCGGAGCUGGUGUACGAGGUGACGCUGAAGAGCUUCGAGAAGGCCAAAGAGUCGUGGGAGAUGGACACCAAGGAAAAGCUCGAGCAGGCUGCCAUUGUCAAGGAGAAGGGGACGAUGUACUUCAAGGAAGGCAAGUACUUGCAGGCAGUGAUCCAGUAUGGAAAGAUUGUGUCGUGGUUAGAGAUGGAGUAUGGCUUGUCCGAGAAAGAGUCGAAAGCUUCAGAUUCCUUCUUGCUGGCUGCCUUCCUCAACCUGGCCAUGUGCUACCUGAAGCUGCGCGAGUACACCAAAGCUGUCGAGUGCUGCGACAAGGCAUUAGGGCUGGAUCAAGACAACGAGAAGGGUCUGUACAGGAGGGGCGAAGCCCGGCUCUUAAUGAACGAGUUUGAACUGGCCAAAGGUGACUUCCAAAAAGUGCUGGAGGUGAAUCCACAGAACAAGGCUGCCAAGUCCCAGAUCUCCGUGUGCCAAAAGAAGACCAAGGAGCACAACGAGAGGGACAGGAAGAUAUAUGCCAACAUGUUCAAGAAGUUUGCAGAGCGAGACGCGAAGGAAGCAGCGAGCAAAAGUGGGAUGGAAAAAGAAGCAGAAAAAGCUGCUGGUGAAAAGGAGCUAAAAACUCCAGAGUCGGAAGGCAAAGAGACUGAAGGCCACGUAUGAUGGAGGAGACGGCGGAAGGGAGACCCUCCUGCCCUCGGCUAGCCCCGAAACAGGUUUUCUGCCAGAACUCAGGACUCACCAGUGUUUUCUUGUCGAGCUUGUUACAGUUUGUGUGAUUGUGGAAGCCAAAAUGCCUCACAGAGAAAAUAUCAACCGCAGCUCUCCUGCUGCGAACGCGCCGAGCAGCAGAGCGCAAGCAGAGGGACGGAGUGGGACCACACCGAGUGGAACAAAUAGCUUUUUAAAAGAUUUUUAUUUUCUUCUUUUAAACUCUUGGCUUUUGGGAGGUUUUAGACAGCUCAUUCCAACUCGUGCGACUUCAACCAUGGCUCCUCCGGAAGGAGUCAGGACACGGGAGCUGUCCCAUUGCCUGGCUCAGUAUUGCGUUCAUUUGUGUUCCUGGAGCGCCGUGCCGGUGCCUGGAGAAAUCRGGCAGUGCCGGCCGAUCCGUGUUGCCGCCCCGCGCCGGAGCCGAGGGGACACAGCGCGCACCGGCGGCCUGGAGCCCAGCGGAGCCGCGCGCUCGGGCCGGGAGCAGGGGAGYCGCUUUCUCCUCUCCCUUCUUCCUUCUCCUCCUCCUGUGCAAGAGGCUCGGGAAACAAGCAACGUCGGGAUCGCACCGCACGUCCAGCCACGCUCCCGGAGUGUUAUCUGCAGCGCUGGCUUGGAGGGAGGCUCGGAUUUGCUCUCCUGGUGGGUCCCUGCAUGUUUUUGAAGGUGUCGCAAUGUGAAGCUAGUGAUGAGAAUUAAACCGUGCUGCGUUUCGGCAAUUUCCCUGCUUCCUUUUAGGAAACGUUACAAUGGUUCCCACGUAGUGCUGCUACAGAUACUUUUCUCCUCACUUCCGUUGUAACCUUUCUGUUUAGGGAUUUAUAAUUUGGCUUUAAAGUAGUGUUGUUUUGGCGGGGGGGAUUUAUUUUAAGUUUGGCCGCGUCACGUAUUUUAUUUUGUUGGAGUGCAAAGUACUGCUCUCC